Molecule: messenger RNA, 2776 nt
Organism: Papaver somniferum (opium poppy)
Lineage: Eukaryota; Viridiplantae; Streptophyta; Magnoliopsida; Ranunculales; Papaveraceae
Product: nuclear pore complex protein NUP98A-like
Exons: 1
Coding region: 1-2589 (862 amino acids)
Biological process (GO): RNA export from nucleus; protein import into nucleus; post-transcriptional tethering of RNA polymerase II gene DNA at nuclear periphery
Cellular component (GO): nuclear pore cytoplasmic filaments; nuclear pore
Molecular function (GO): structural constituent of nuclear pore
Source: RefSeq, a predicted model, not a curated record
AUGUUCAAUUCUGCACCUCUGUUUGGUACACAGCAGCCGUCAGUUUUCGGGCAAAACAACAAUGGUUUUGCUCCUAAACCUUUUGGCACUCCUACAACUCCGUUUGGUACUCAGGCAGCGGGGUCUAUGUUUAGCUGCACUUGGACGGGUAAUUUCGGAGGAGGAACUCAGGCUUUUUCUUCACCGGUGUUUGGAAAUACAGCAUCAGCCCCGGUAAGUUCCUUUGGCACUUCAACUCCAGCUUUCGGUACAUCCUCCUUCGCCGGAACUUCUAUAUUUGGGCAGAAGCCUGCUUCGACAUUCGGAGUCAAUGCAAACACUCCGACUUUCGGUACUAAUACAACUACACCGGGCUUUGGGACUCAACCAAAUACAGGGUUCGGGUCCCAACCGACUACAGGCUUCGGGUCUCAACCAAAUUCUGGAUUUGGAAACAACCCUUCAACUCCAGCUCCCUUUGGAUCCCAAAGUUCUUCUAUUAGUAUGCAGACUACAAUACCCUCUACAUUUGGAACUCCAGGUGCCUUUGGGCAGCCAGGUUUCGGUCAACAACAAAAAAGUGGUGGAAGCAGAGCAGUGGCUUACGCUCCUACAGAAUUAGAUGAUAUUUUACCGAAUACUACCCUGAGUGCUACAACUUCAAAAGGUAAAUUUCAAUCGAUAUCAUUUAUGCCUGUUCAUGCAGAGAAAAGUCAUGAAGAACUGAGGUGGGAGGAUUACCAGUUGGGUGAUAAAGGUGGUCCGAAGGCUUUUGGGACUCCACAAUCGAACCCUUUUGGAAUUGGGACUACACAGACAAAUCUGUUUACCUCUACGACGACAACUCCCAAUGCAUUUGGUCUUCAGAAAACAACUAGCUUUCCUUCACACACUUCUCCUUUCAACACUUCAGGGACGGCUGGAUCAACACCAUCAAACCCUUUUGCGACAGGUACAUCAUUAACAUCAACAAAUGCAUUUAAUCAACCAAGUACUACUGCAUUCACUCCAUAUAAUUUUGGAACUACUCCUGGCACUACUCCUUCAACUGCAACCUCGACUUUUAACUCAACACCCGUAACACCCAACCCCAACCCCUUCAGUAUAACACCCACAUUCCCACAGACAAAUAAUGCGCCUUUUAAUUCAACACCCGCAGCACCCAACCCCUUUACAUUCCAACAGCCAAAUAGUGGUAUGGGUCAAUUUUCUAGUUCAGUGUUUCCACCAGUAAGCACCACAUGUGCUCCGCUAACAAACACGGUUGGUACACAAAACUCUGGCUUCUGGAACAAUUCAACGCCGUCUCUGCUAUUCAACACUGUUGGUGCACAAAAUUCUGGCUUCGUGAACAAUUCAACGCCGUCUCCGCUAUCGAACACUCUUGGUACACAAAAUUCUGGCUUCGUGAAUCCUUUCAACUCAAGGACAUCUCCGCCUUCCUGGAGCCCAUUUGGUGGCCAAACUAACCCAUCACUACAGACUCAGCCAGCUUUUACCUUUUCUAGCAAUGUAUCAGCCAGUAUUGGAGUUGCACCAAGUGUUUUUACACCAAAUAGUUUUGGCCAGAACACAUUUCCUCAACCGUCAACCGGCAACCUAGGUAAUACAGUGGCUACACAACCAUCUGGUGUUACAAUGAAUCCUUUUGGAACACUUCCUGCAAUGCCUCAAUUAUCAAUUGGACAUACAAGAGCUGCACCAUCAAUUCAAUAUGGAAUAUCUAAGAUGCCUGUCGUCGGUAAAGCCCCACCUGUCCGAGUUUCUCCCUUGUUGAUGACUUCUAGACAUUUGUCUCAGAACAGGAUUAGGUUACCUGCUAGGAGAUCAUCUUAUCCUAACAACAAUAGCGCAAGGGUGCCAUUUUUCAGUGAUGAUGAGGAAGCUCCUAGCACACCAAAAGCAGAUGCGCUUUUUAUUCCAAGGGAGAAUCCAAGAGCUCUUGUUAUACGUCCCCUUGAACAUUGGACCUCAAGAGUCUCUGCAGAAAAAUCCAAGGAUACCAGCAAUACUCCUCAGCACGAGAAUGGUAAACUUUCUGAAAAAGAUUCAGGUUCAAGUUUGAAUGGCUCUAUCAAUCAUGAAAAACAUAAGAGUAAUCCAUCAUUGGCAGAAAAUGGCCACAAGGAGCGGACAAAUACUGAGGCAGAUAUUGAGGCGCUGAUGCCGAUACUCUGCUGCUCUGACUACUACACCGAGCCUCGGAUUCAAGAAUUAGCAGCCAAGGAGAGAGCAGAGCCAGGGUUCUGCGGUAGGGUGAAGGACUUCAUUGUGGGAAGGAUUGGGUUUGGUAGCAUCAAGUUUGCAGGAGAGACUGAUGUGCGGAAGCUUGACCUGGAGUCCCUGGUACAAUUCAACAACCGGGAGGUGAUAGUUUACCUGGAUGACAGUAAGAAGCCUCCAGUUGGACAAGGACUGAACAAGGCUGCAGUGGUGACACUCCUCAACAUUAAGUGCUUUGAUAAUAAAACUGGACAGCAAUGCAUGGAGGGGGUUAAGGUUGAAAAGUACAAGGAGAUGCUGAUACAGAAGGCUCUCGACCAGGGUGCUGAGUUUGUUUCUUAUGAUCCCAUCAAUGGAGAGUGGAAGUUCAGGGUGAACCACUUUUAGUCAGUACAUGUAUAAGUGGUGUUCUUUUACAUUUAUUUAUUUAUUCUGAGAAGAGUGCAUGUAUGAAUCCGUCUAGGUUCUUGAUACUCUUCUCUGCUUGUAGAGUAGUACUAGUUUGUUUUCCUUUUUAAUUUUCCAGUGUUCGUAAAAUGUUAUCUCAGUACUACUGUUGAUGAAUGAAGUACAG